Molecule: messenger RNA, 2970 nt
Organism: Pyrus x bretschneideri (Chinese white pear)
Lineage: Eukaryota; Viridiplantae; Streptophyta; Magnoliopsida; Rosales; Rosaceae
Product: pentatricopeptide repeat-containing protein At5g39710-like
Exons: 2
Coding region: 69-2324 (751 amino acids)
Molecular function (GO): protein binding
Source: RefSeq, a predicted model, not a curated record
ACCAACUCUGCAACUGUACACUUUUGUUCUGAACUUUCUGAUAGACCCCAACUUCUUCAAUUGCCGAAAUGCCCCUCCCGAAACAUCAUAUUUACAAGCUACCUUCACUUCACCGGUCCCCCUCCGACGCCGCCCUCGCCGACAAGGCAAUCACCUACCUCAAACGCCACCCUCAACACCUCACUUCUCUAUCUUCCCAUUUUACCCCAGAGGCAGCCUCCUGCGUCCUCCUCAAGUCCCAAUUCGACCAAACCCUAACCCUAAAUUUCCUCAACUGGGCUCGAAACCGCCAAUUCCUGACCUUCCCAUGCAAGUGCCUGGCGCUCCACAUCCUCACCCGCUUCAAGCUCUACAAGUCCGCUCAAUCCCUCGCGGAGGACGUUGCCCUCAACACCGUCGACGAUGGGGGCAGUUUGGUCUUUCAGUGCCUCGCUGACUCCUUUCAUAGCUGCAAUUCGAGCUCGGCGGUCUUUGACUUGGUGGUGAAGUCUUACUCUCACUUGAAUUUCAUUGAUAAAGCAAUGAACAUUGUUAGUUUAGCUAAAGUUCAUGGAUUUAUGCCUGGUGUGCUGUCGUAUAAUGCGAUUUUAGAUGCAAUUAUUAGGUCGAAAGGGUCGGUUAAAUUUGCAGAAGAGGUGUGGAGUGAGAUGAUUAGGAAUGGGGUCUCUCCGAAUGUGUAUACUUACAAUAUUUUGAUUAGGGGUUGUAGCGGGGCGGGGAAUUUGGAAAUGGGGUUGUAUUUUUUAGGUGAAAUGGAAAGAAAUGGCUGUUUGCCGAAUGUGGUUACUUAUAAUACAUUGAUUGAUGCCUAUUGCAAGUUGAAGAGGAUUGAUGAGGCGUUUGAACUGUUCAGAUCGAUGGCGUUCAAGGGUUUGGAGCCGAAUUUGAUUUCUUAUAAUGUGGUAAUCAAUGGCUUGUGUCGAGAAGGCAGGAUGAAUGAGACAAUUCAGGUCCUUGAUGAGAUGAAAAGAAAAGGUUUUGUUCCUGAUGAGGUGACUGGUAAUACACUCAUUAGUGGAUAUUGUAAGGCAGGCAAUUUUCAUCAAGCACUUGUUUUGCAAGAGGAUAUGCAGAGGAAUGGCUUGUCUCCAAAUGUCGUCACAUAUACAGCAUUGAUUAACGCCAUGUGUAAGGCUAAGAAUUUGAAACGAGCAAUGGAGUUUUUUGAUCAGAUGCGUAUUAGAGGACUUCGUCCAAAUGAGAGGACAUAUACUACAUUGAUUGAUGGCUUCUCUCAACAGGGGUUCUUAAAUGAAGCUUACGGUGUUCUGAAUGAAAUGAUUGGGAGUGGAUUUUCACCUUCGAUUGUGACUUGCAAUGCCCUUAUCAAUGGAUACUGCUUAUUAGGGAGGAUGGAGGAGGCCAUUGGAGUUAUACAAGACAUGAUAGGUAAAGGUUUGUUCCCUGAUGUAGUAAGUUAUAGUACUAUUAUAACUGGGUAUUGUCGGCAUAAGGAAUUGGAGAGCGCAUUUCGAAUGAAGCAGGAGAUGGUGGAGAAGGGUGUAUCACCUGAUGCAGUUACCUAUUCAUCACUCAUUCAAGGUGUCUGUCAGCAAAGAAGACUAGUUGAAGCUUGUGAUCUGUUCCAAGAAAUGUUAAGCAUGGGUAUGCGUCCUGAUGAAUUUACGUACACAACCUUGAUCAAUGCUUACUGUGUGGAAGGGGACUUAAUCAAGGCUCUAGAGUUGAAUAAUGAAAUGAUACGAAAAGGUUUCUUACCUGAUGUUGUUACAUACAGUGUGCUUAUUAACGGACUUAACAAACAAGCUCGGACAAGGGAAGCAAAGAGGCUUCUGCUCGAGUUGUUUUACGAGGAGUCUGUUCCCGAUGAUGUCACAUAUAAUACACUAAUAGAGAACUGCACUAAUAGUGAAUUUAAGAGCGUGGUGGCCCUUGUAAAGGGAUUCUGUAUGAAGGGUUUGAUGAAAGAAGCAGACCAAGUUUUUGAGACGAUGAUUAAGAGGAAAUACAAGCCUAAUGAGGCAGUUUAUGAUGUUAUUAUACAUGGUCAUUGUAGGGGUGGAAGUGUUCAGAAGGCAUAUAAUCUAUACAAGGAGAUGUUGCAUUUCGGUUUCAUUCCUCAUACUGUGACUGUUAUUGCGUUGAUUAAAGAACUUUUCACCGAGGGAAUGAACAAGGAAUUGAAUCAAGUCAUAGGGAACAUGCUUAGGAGCUCUCAGGUUAGUGACGCUGAGCUUGCAAAACUACUCGUUGAAGUCAACCAUAAAGAAGGAAAUAUGGAUGCGGUAUUUAAUGUGCUUAGCGAAAUGGCCAAGGAUGGCCUCCUUCCAAAUAGUGGAGUAGCAGCCUGUGCAGGGGGGUAAAUAAUGGCAAACAUUCUCUUACUGAAAAGAACAAAAAUGAUGGCAAGCAUUCAAGCUGAUUGCGAUCUUUUUGACUGACCAAGUGAAUGAGGAAGGUGCAUACUGAAGUGAACCUUUGAGCUUAUAUAUUGGUCAGUGAUUGAGAACGGAAUUGAAUUCUAUCACCUUUAUUAGAGUAUUGUCGGACACAACAUUAAGGGAACCAGUGGUGGCUUCUGCCAGCGAGGCCUAGUCACCCAGGCCUUCAGCCACCUUUUUACGAAGAUUCUUCAGUUAUGCUCAAUGUAGACUCAAUUUCAUACAAAAGCACAAGCAAACAAGAAAGUAGUAAGUUUUCUCUUCGCUUGAAAGAAACUGAGCAUUAUGUUUCGCUGCUUGAGAGGCAAAGGAUGUGGAUUUCAAGCUGCAUUUGAUUGAUUUGAUGGAUGCUAUUCUCUUCUCGAUGCGCCAAGGCUUAAAACUUCAUGUAUUCAUGGCAAAAUUGCUCGUGCAACUAUUUUGUUUGUUUGAUGAAAGGAAAUUGAAAGACGCAUCAAUUUUGUGAUGAAUUAUGAGCUAAUGUUGAUUAUCUUAAGUUGACCCUGCUUGUGUUCUUCUCUUGACAUUUUGUCUUGGCAAUGGCAGCUUUUGAAUUUAUGAUAAUGGA